Molecule: messenger RNA, 1731 nt
Organism: Tilletiopsis washingtonensis
Lineage: Eukaryota; Fungi; Basidiomycota; Exobasidiomycetes; Entylomatales
Product: T-complex protein 1
Exons: 8
Coding region: 1-1674 (557 amino acids)
Biological process (GO): protein folding
Cellular component (GO): chaperonin-containing T-complex
Molecular function (GO): ATP-dependent protein folding chaperone; ATP hydrolysis activity; ATP binding
Source: RefSeq, a predicted model, not a curated record
AUGUCUGGCCAGCCGAAUGUGUUCUUCAUGAACCCGACCGAGCGCCAGAGCGGGCGCAAGGCGCAGCAGAGCAACAUCGCCGCCGCCAAGACGGUCGCCGAUGUGAUCCGCACGUGUCUGGGCCCGCGUGCCAUGCUCAAGAUGCUCCUCGACCCGAUGGGCGGCAUCUUGCUCACCAACGACGGCAACGCCAUUCUCCGCGAGAUUGAGGUCGCGCAUCCGGCUGCCAAGUCGAUGAUUGAGCUCAGCCGGACGCAGGACGAGGAGGUGGGAGACGGCACGACGAGCGUGAUCAUUCUCGCCGGCGAGAUCCUCGCACAGUCCAUGUCGCAGCUCGAGCGCGGCCUGCAUCCCGUCGUCAUUAUCCGCUCGUACAAGGCGGCGCUGGCCGAGGCGCUCGACAUCAUCGACCGCAUCUCCAUUCCCGUCGACACGAACAACGAGGAGGAGAUGCUGAAGCUGAUCAAGACGUCGAUCGGCACCAAGUUUGUCUCGCGCUGGUCCGACCAGAUGUGCCGUCUGGCGCUCAAGGCCGUGCGCACCGUGGCCGACAUUGACGCACGGUCCGGCUCGCGUGGCGGCACCGUCGACCUGAAGCGGUAUGCUCGCGUCGAAAAGGUGCCGGGUGGCGAGAUCGAGAGCUCGCGCGUGCUCGACGGAGUCAUGCUCGCAAAGGACGUGACGCACCCGAAGAUGCGCCGCCGCAUCGAGUCGCCGCGGAUCCUGCUGCUCGACUGCCCGCUCGAGUACAAGAAGGGCGAGAGCCAGACGAACAUCGAGAUUUCCAAGGAGGAGGACUGGAACAAGAUUCUCGAGAUCGAGGAGAACCAGAUCCGCCUCAUGUGCGACAAGAUCAUCGAGUUCAAGCCGGACCUGGUGUUCACGGAGAAGGGCGUCAGCGACCUGGCGCAGCACUUCCUGCUCAAGGAGAACAUCACUGCCAUCCGGCGCGUGCGCAAGAGCGACAACAACCGCAUUGCGCGUGCCUGCGGCGCCACGAUUGUGAACCGGGUUGAGGACCUGCGCGAGGCAGACAUCGGCACGCGGUGCGGUCUGUUCCACAUUGAGAAGCUCGGCGACGAGUACUUCACCUUCCUGGAGGAGUGCAAGGAGCCGAAGGCGUGCACCAUCCUGCUGCGCGGCCCGUCGAAGGACAUUCUCAACGAGGUCGACCGCAACCUGGCUGACGCCAUGGCUGUGGCGCGCAACGUCGUGUUCAACCCGCGCCUGGCGCCCGGCGGCGGCGCGACCGAGAUGGCCAUCUCCGUCGGCCUCAACGAGCUGGCGCGCACGAUCGAGGGUGUCGCCGUGGGCCCGAUCCGUGCCGUCGCCGAUGCCAUGGAGGUGAUCCCGCGCACGCUGAUCCAGAACUGCGGCGGCAACGCCAUCAAGCUGCUCACCAGCCUCCGCGCACACCACGCCAACGGCGAGCACUCGAUGGGCGUGGACGGCGAGGGCGGCAAGAUUGUCGAGAUGGGCGCCUACGGCCUGUACGAGCCUGCUGCUGUCAAGGCGCAGACGCUCAAGACGGCCAUCGAGAGCGCCUCGCUGCUGCUUCGCGUCGACGAUGUCGUGUCUGCACGCAGGCAACAAGGCGGCGGCGGAGGCGGCGCGCCGCAGAUGCAGCAGAUGCCCGAGGGUGCGGAGGGCGGCGACAUGCCGGGCAUGGGCUAGAGCAGGGCGCGGGCACGACGCAAAAUCACACAGGGCCGCCGGUCAUUGCACAGAGAG